UUUCUCAGGAUUCCAUUCUCAUUUACAUUACGGAAGUGGUAUUACCUCCUUUACCCCUCAAAGUCUAGUUAACCCGUCUGGACUAUCCUUUGUCUGCUCAUACGUGACGGUGAGACGACUGCCAUCUGGCGCUAUUCUGCAUAUUAUUUUCCUCAUUUAGAGUAGACUAAGCCCUUUCUCCCAUUUUUCAUUUAUCCUGGUCAACUCUGCACGUAUUUUUUUCAUGUGCUGGACUCGAUUGAAGUCCGGUGGCAUUAUCGGACAAUGCUACGAAGAUCGAUUCUAUUCAACGGAACCGUUGAUGAAAACGUGGAUUCGGGAGCUGAGACUGCCGAAUCUGAUUGCAGUAAGAUGACAUCAAGCAGUGAGCUACUGGCCAGUCGGGUCCAGGAGCCCCUGAUGAUGAGCAUGCACCUGCUGGCCAACCCUGGGGACUCUCUCCUGCUGCAGCACACCCUGGACCGCCUCCUCCGCUGGGUGUGCCCCAGCCUGCGCCUCUUCCAUGUCUCUGAACGGGCCUGCCCCCUCCGCGACUAUGCCCGCUCCCGCUUGUGCCCCGUGGCCGGGUACCCCUCCCUGGCUGUGACUGUCUUCCUCCAUGAGGCCUAUGGCGAGGAGCGCAUCCUCCGGGUGCUGGACUUCCUGCAGCGCCCACCCUGGCAGUACCACCACACGGAGAGCUGCGGUGGGAGGACCGGGGGCGUCCACAUUACCUCCUCCACCUCCCCGGCCAAUGCCCUGCUCCGGCCCUACCUCCUGCCCAGCCGAGACUUCUACAGCCUGGGCACGGGGAUGCCUGUGUGGGGGGUGCGCCCGGUGCACUGCGGCGGGGAGAUGCUGCGGGUGACGCUCUACAGCAGCUACGAUAACUUUGACGACGCGGUGCGGCUUUAUGAGACAGUGCUGCAGAGGCAGGUGGAGGAGCAGAAGACUGGGUUCUGUUGGUUUACACUCUACACGGAACCGGGGCUGUGUCUGCAGCUGGCUCUCAAACAGCUCUCCCCAGGGGUCAGGGUGGAGGCCUGCAACUCAGCUGUGCUGCAGUUCAGGGUAGAGGAGAUGGGUCAGCUCGUGCCCCUGCUGCCCAAUCCGUGCACGCCCAUCAGCGCCACACGCUGGCAGACCGAAGACCUGGACGGGAACAAGAUACUCUUCCAGGUGAAAGCCCCAGAGCAGCCUCAGCGACCCCUGACCUGUGCCUUCCCUCUGACCUGCCCCAGCGUCUCGCCCAGAGGGCUAUUGAGGAGCGUCGUGUCCACCCCGCCAGCAGCCCACGCCCUGCAGCCCUGCGGCCAGAUGACCCCAGUGACCCGUCCAGGGAACAGGCCGCGCACCGACCCAUGCCUGGAUAGGCCUGUUUUACCCGGGGGUCUACGGUGUGGGGGAGGGGUGGAGAGCAUGGGCUCAGACAGCUGCUAUAGCACCCCUCCAGGCAGCUCCUGCUACUCAUCUCAGCGUAGCAGCCCCGCCACGCUAUCUGUUAACCACCCCCACGAAUCCUCACCUCUCCCAUGCUCCGCCUCCCCGGUGCGGCCCUCCCUGUCCAUCUCCCAUCUACUGCUGGAGGAGGAGGAAGAGCCGGAGACCAACGUGGACACGGGUGUCCCCGUGACAACGACCCCGCGCUCGGACACAGACUUCACCAUGGCGACCAGCUCGAGGGACACAGGCGUCUCGGUGACGCCGCGUUCCGAGAGACCAGCCGCUGUGGGAGCCUCUUCCCUGGAGAGUCUGGCAAGGGAGCUGAAUGCCUGUCUACCGGAAGCUCACACACCUCCACCCCACCACAGGACUUGGGUUGUGAGCAGCUCUACCAAAGCUGCCAGUCCCGGGUGCAAGGCAGGGUCACAAGCCUGGGAUAGCGGUGUUAUCAGCUGGGCAUCGCCGGGUGAGAGCUACUCCAGAGGGCCUGUGGGGCCACAGACUCCUGCUAAGCCAGCAGCAAAGGCUCUGUCACCCACACACAAUAUAGACCCAAUAGAUGAGUUCUUCAUCUGACUCCUUUCUGCAGUGUAAGCAGGCAGGCAGUUGUAGGACAUUUUGUCACUAUCUAACAUAAUGUAACUUGAUGUUGCCUCCAGAGGGAGAUUGGGAAGAUCAUUGAAACCAUGGAGACA
Messenger RNA from Oncorhynchus gorbuscha (pink salmon), 2117 nucleotides. Its product is annotated as protein FAM124B. Bases 265 to 1998 code for a protein of 577 amino acids. The transcript has 5 exons. The record is from RefSeq and is a predicted model, not a curated record. Gene Ontology annotation, cellular component: nucleoplasm. NCBI's taxonomy places the organism in Eukaryota, Metazoa, Chordata, Actinopteri, Salmoniformes, Salmonidae.